AUGAAUCCCGAAAAGAAGAAUGAUGAUGAAGCCUACGAUCCCUUCAUGGGAGUGGACAAAGGUUCGGUGCUCCAGGAAAAGAGGAUCUUCAACGAGAGCCCGAUCAAUCCGCGCAAAUGCUGCCACCUCAUUACCAAGAUCCUCUACCUUCUCGGUCAGGGCCAGACUUUCACCAAAACAGAGGCCACCGACCUCUUCUUCGCCACUACCAUGCUUUUCCAAUCUACUGAUGUGAACUUGCGUCGCAUGGUCUAUCUCGUGCUCAAGGAGCUCCUGCCGUUGGCCGAAGACGUCAUCAUCGUCAUCAGCUGCCUCACUAAGGACAUGAACAGCAAGACCGACCUCUACAGGGCCAACGCCAUCCGCGUGCUCUGCAAGAUCAACGACGUCGCCAUGCUGGGCCAGGCCGAGCGCUACCUGAAGCAGGCCAUCGUCGAUCGCGAGGCCUACGUGGCCAGCGCCGCUCUCGUCUCGGGCAUGCACCUCAUGAAGGGCUCUCCCGCUGGCGUUGACAUCGUGAAGCGGUGGUUCAGUGAAGUGCAGAGCGCGGUGAAGAGCAAGUCGACCAUGGUGCAGUACCACGCGCUGGGCCUGCUCCACCAGAUCAAGCGCAACGACCGCCUGGCCGUCUCCAAGCUGGUGUCGGAGAUGACCCGCAGCCCUGUGCGCUCGCACUACGCGCACUGCCUCCUCAUCCGAUACACAUGCCAGGUGCUCGAAGACGAGUCCGACGACACGGAGCGCGGUCGUCUGUACGACUACCUGGAGAGCUGCCUGCGACACAAGAGCGAAGUGGUGAUCUACGAGGCGGCGCGGGGCAUCUGCGGCCUGCGUACGGUGUCCUCGAAGGAGCUGACGCCGGCGGUGGCGGUGCUGCAGAUGUUCCUGAGCUCGCCCAAGGCCAGCCUCAGGUUCGCGGCCGUGCGCACCCUCAACAAGGUGGCCUCGACCCACCCGCUCUCGGUCACGGUGUGCAACCCGGACAUGGAGAACCUGAUCGGCGACGUGAACCGCUCCAUCGCCACGCUGGCCAUCACCGCCCUGCUCAAGACGGGCGCUGAGACCACGGUCGACCGCCUGAUGAAGCAGAUCACCAACUUCAUCAACGACAUCUCCGAUGAGUUCAAGAUCGUCGUUGUGGACGCCAUCAAGACCCUGUGCCUCAAGUACAAGCAGAAGCACCGCACCCUCAUGACCUCUCUCGCCAACAUGCUCCGCGACGAGGGCGGCUACCAGUACAAGAAGGCCAUCGUCGACGCCAUGCUCACCAUCAUCGCCGCCCUUCCCGAGGCCAAGGAGCCCGGCCUCGCCCACCUCUGCGAGUUCAUCGAGGACUGCGAGUUCACGCAGCUGUCGACGCGGGUGCUGAACCUGCUCGGACGGGAGGGACCGACGACGUCGUCGCCCUCCAAGUACAUCCGAUACAUCUACAACCGCCUCACACUCGAGAGCGCCAACGUGCGCGCCGCGGCCCUCUCGGCGCUGGCCAAGUUUGCGCUGGGCCUGCCCGCCCUGCGUCCGUCGAUCUCGAUCCUCCUCUCGCGCUGCCUGCACGACAGCGACGACGAGGUGCGCGACCGGGCCACCCUCUACCUGCGCCUCCUGCAGCAGGACCAGGACCUCGCCCAGACGCUCAUCCUCGACUCGCUGCCGGUGCCGCUCGACAACCUCGAGCGGUGCCUCAAGGAGUACGCCGCCAACCCGUCGGCGCAGCCGUUCGACAUCGCCGUCGUGCCGGUCACGCCCAUCGCGCCCGAGCCGUCCGAGCUGCUGCGAAGCAAGUACGGGUCGUCGCAGGGCUUCAGCCCCGUGUUCAAGCCCGACGCCGACAGGCCGGCCGCCGCGCAGCUGCCCGCCAUUCCGGAGCUGGCGGCGCUCGGGCCGGUGUUCAAGUCGUCGGCGCCGCAGCAGCUGACCGAGUCGGAGACCGAGUAUGUGGUCAACUGCGUGAAGCACAUCUUUGCCGAGCACGUCGUGUUCCAGUUCAACUGCACCAACACGCUCGACGCCCAGGUGCUGGAGAACGUCGUCGUCAAGAUGGACGCCUCGAGCGCGCCCGGCUUCAGGGUCGAGUGGGAGCUCGAGGCCAGCAGCCUCGUCUACGGCGUGCCCGGCGCCGCCUACGUGUGCGCCAGCCACGACCCCGAGGCCUACCCGACGGGCUCCUUUGGCAACGUGCUCAAGUUCCAGGUCAAGGACGUCGACCCGGCCACGGGCGAGGCCGACGAGACCGGCUACGAGGACCAGUACCCGCUCGACAACCUCGACGUCACCGUCGCCGACUACAUGAAGAAGACCUACUGCACCUCGUUCAAGGACGAGUGGGCCGCGCUGGGCGAGGACAACGAGCUCGUCGAGAUCUUUGCCCUCUCCACCAUGAAGUCACUCAAGGACGCCGUCAACGAGAUCAUCGACUUCCUCGGCAUGCAGGCCUGCGACAAGACCGAGGUCGUCCCGCCCAAGCGCACCAAGCACAUCCUCCUCCUCAGCGGCUCCUUCGUCGACGGCAACGCGCCCGCCCUCGUCCGCAUCCGCAUGAAGAUGGACGACUCGGCCCCCGGCGUCUCCAUGGAGCUCACCGUCCGCUCCACCAGCCCGCUCGCCUCCCGCCUCCUCUCCUCCGCCUUCUAA
Messenger RNA from Acanthamoeba castellanii str. Neff, 2631 nucleotides. Its product is annotated as coatomer subunit gamma, putative. Gene Ontology annotation, biological process: intra-Golgi vesicle-mediated transport; endoplasmic reticulum to Golgi vesicle-mediated transport; protein secretion. Gene Ontology annotation, cellular component: endoplasmic reticulum; Golgi membrane; COPI vesicle coat. The coding region runs from base 1 to 2631 and encodes 876 amino acids. Gene Ontology annotation, molecular function: structural molecule activity. Lineage: Eukaryota; Discosea; Longamoebia; Acanthamoebidae. The transcript has 7 exons. The record is from RefSeq and is a predicted model, not a curated record.